Pisolithus orientalis is the source of this 1476-nucleotide messenger RNA. RefSeq lists its product as uncharacterized. The record is from RefSeq and is a predicted model, not a curated record. The transcript has 11 exons. Bases 1 to 1476 code for a protein of 491 amino acids. NCBI's taxonomy places the organism in Eukaryota, Fungi, Basidiomycota, Agaricomycetes, Boletales, Pisolithaceae.
AUGUCUGCUGAACAGUCCCACAAAGUUCAUUUCCAUUGUCAAGCUAAUGUAAGACCAAUUGAGCCAAGGCAAUCUAGCUCCCAUGUGAAGCAGUCCAAAAAUCUGGAGGAGACACUAGUACAACUGCAUGAGUUGCAAAAGCCAACCCCUCCACCAAUUGUCUCAAGUGGAAGGGUGGAUAUGGCAGGGUCGAACAUGGAUAUCACAGCCAAUUCAUGUGAAAGCUUGGUGGAUCAGUUCCUGCAGGAAAGGGAGCCAACUGCUCUGGCAGAGGGCAGAAUUGCAGCCAUAAUAGAUCCACACAACAACUUGAUGAAUCGGUUCCUGAAUGAACAGGAACCAACUGCUCCCCCAGCAGAUGGUAUGAACAUGGAUCUACUCAAGCAAUUGCUGAAUGUGUGGGAACCAUCGGCACUGCCAGUCAUGCACAAGAAAUUAAACAGGAUGGAUGGGUCUUCAACACCUACACAAGACAUUACUAUGCAGGAUAUGAGGGAACCAAUGCCUCCCCCACUUGUUUCAAAUGUACCUGUCAAAUCUUUUGACUUGGCAGCAGAUGAGGACAAUGGUGCAAACCAUUUGACUUUUGGCAUGCCUGAACAAUCAGAGAUGAGGGAUCUUUUUGAGGAAAUAUGCAAUGGUGAACUUCCAUCCACACAGCAAUCUCUUCAAAUGGAACAAUGGGGAUUGGCACCUGUUCCACAUUGCAAUCAAGUAUCUCACUAUCAUGGAAACACCACUCCCAGUGACAUGCUGUUUGAUCCCACCCUCAAUAGGCACCUUGUGCAGGCUGUGAAUGCCAUUGCAAGAGAAUUGGGCACAGCUGCAAGGGACCAGUAUGUUGUUCAUUAUCCACAUUCUGCCUUUGAAAAUUGUCCCAAGCCAUUCAUCACCAACCAAUCACGCCCAUCUUGCCAGUCUGUGGUAGAGAUGGGUAUCCUCUACUUGGUGUGCUGGAUCAAGGUGGCCUCUGUACAUCUGAAGCAGACUGCCAAUAUUGUGGGAUGGCCUGUGCAUUGGUUUGCAAACCUAGCAAUGGACUUGAAUCAGCUUAAUAGCUUGAUUCUGGUGAUGGUGUUGCAUGCCAGUUAUACUCCUCCCCUCCUGGCAUGCUACCAUGUGUACCUCAGACACCAAGAUGAUGAGCUAAUUCCCCUUAGUGCAUUUAGCAUAAUUGACAAUAUCAACGCCAUUGUCUCACAUUGGACCCCACAUGCAGCUGAUCCCAAUUCUGGCUUUGCAUUCCCUUGGUGGCUAUAUCAUUCCAAGGAAUAUGCAGUGGAUUCCCAAAGAUUGCAAGGCAAGGGAUUGUUUUCCAUGGCCUGGGAUUUUUUUAAGUUGAUGAUGGCCCAGGGCUUAUGGCCAUUGCCUGAGGUGCCAAUUGCAGACUGUCUCGAUGGCCAUAUCAAGGAGCAGGUAAACUACUGCAUCGAAAAUAUUCAGAAAUAUGCUGAUGUUGUCAAUGGUUGGGGUUGA